AAUUCUGAAGCAGUUAAGCUGAAAGAUGAAACAAAAUAGGGUACUUUUGUGGCUGAUUCAUUUUAUAAUAUUAUGUAUUUUGGCGAAGGUGGCCAAAAAACGUACAGUCGAUCGAACUACAGUCAAAAAAAUAACUACCCCUCACCACCAUUAUAUAAAAACCACUCAGUGUCAUAUACCCUAUUAUCCCAUUAUUUCCAAAAUAAAAAAACACUCUGCCAGUUUUAACUGCUCCAAAGACAAGAGUUUAAUCAGCAAUCGAUUUGAUGAGAAGCUGCAGCAUUAUGUUUUGCAAAUAAAUUACCCAGUUGCUCAAUUAAAAUUGAAAGUAAUGCGAAAAAAAUUCCCUAACUUGAUGGGCUACAAUUGCACCUAUCGGGAAAUCCGAAGAUUGAAGAAUGCUAGUGCCGAAGAACCCAUGAGCUUAGGUGAAGAAACCGCCUUUGAGGAUGGUUAUGUGGUUCCCCUUCACAUCGAAGCAAUGAAAGUUAUUUGCCGAAAUGAACUUUCCGAGGAUCUGCAAAUGGACACCUUCGCCUUUGUCCAGCCCCGCAGGUCGAUUCCUCUCCAAAAAUCUUGGCACCGCCGACCUAGUAUCAUAAUGCUAGGUAUGGAUAACCUUUCAAGGAUGACCUUACGUAACAACAUGCCUAGUCUGUUUGAAAAUAUCAAAAAGCCGUAAAUAAUUUUCUGAUAAAAGCAAGA
Molecule: messenger RNA, 705 nt
Organism: Drosophila ananassae
Lineage: Eukaryota; Metazoa; Arthropoda; Insecta; Diptera; Drosophilidae
Exons: 2
Coding region: 26-682 (218 amino acids)
Source: RefSeq, a predicted model, not a curated record